Gracilinanus agilis (Agile Gracile Mouse Opossum) is the source of this 788-nucleotide messenger RNA. It is a transcript of the gene FTL, whose product is annotated as ferritin light chain. Gene Ontology annotation, cellular component: cytoplasm. Gene Ontology annotation, biological process: iron ion transport; intracellular iron ion homeostasis. The transcript is spliced from 4 exons. The coding region runs from base 186 to 716 and encodes 176 amino acids. The record is from RefSeq and is a predicted model, not a curated record. NCBI's taxonomy places the organism in Eukaryota, Metazoa, Chordata, Mammalia, Didelphimorphia, Didelphidae. Gene Ontology annotation, molecular function: ferric iron binding; ferrous iron binding.
CCGGGCUACUGCUUUAGACCGCGUUUCCCGGCUCUGGUUCUUGCUUCAACAGUGUUUGGACGGAACCUAUCCGGAACCUCUCGUCUUCCUGCAGACCACUAUCCCCUGGGGCUCUAGCCGUCACCAGCUUCCGGGACCAGCUGCCACCAGCAUCCGGGACCAACCCCCUCUCCGCCGCCGCUGCCAUGAGUUCCACGUCCCAGAUCCGCCAGAACUACUCCCCCGAGGCCGAGGCCGCUGUCAACCGCCUGGCCAACCUCUUCCUGCAGGCCUCCUACACCUACCUGUCCCUGGGUUUCUAUUUCGACCGGGACGAUGUCGCCCUGGCCAAGAUGUCAACCUUUUUCCGGGAACUGUCCAGGGAGAAGCGCGAGGACGCCGAGCGCCUCCUGCGCCUCCAGAACCAGCGUGGGGGCCGCGUGCACCUCCAGGCCGUGGUGAAACCUGCCCAAGACGAGUGGGGCGGCAGCAGGGAUGCCAUCGAGUCCGCGCUGAACCUGGAAAAGGGCCUGAACCAGACCCUCCUGAAGCUGCACGCGCUGGCUUCCAGCCAGGGGGAUCCUCAUCUCUGUGACUUCCUGGAGAGCCACUACCUGGAGGAGGAGGUGAAGCUGCUCAAGCGCCUGGGUGACCACCUGACCUCCCUGGGCCAUGUGCAAAGCCAGGGCGGCCUGGGCGAGUACCUGUUCGAGAGGCUGAGCCUGAAUGACGACUAGGGGGGCUUAAGCAAAGGAGUGCAGAACCCCAAAUAAAGCUCUUUGGCUUGCCCUCAGUGGGCCGCUGCCUGA